CGAUAUGGCACACUAACAAAACAUUGUUGUAUCAACAACAUCGUGUCCGAGUCAAAUUGUAUAUUUCCCAAAUUAAUUAUAUUUUUAUAAGCGUAAUCGCAUGAGCUAUAUCGCAGGAAAUGAACGCUCCAGAAGAACAUAAGGAGACGCCUUUGGAGGUUAUCCAUGAGUUCAUCAAGGGCGUGGAUGAUGGCACUUUACGCCGCGAUCUGGCGGAGGACUGCAUCCUGAGCUACUACAGCCGAAAUGUGCGUGGCGCCAAGGCCAUCACCGGAUUUCUAAGGACCCAGGUGACUAGGCGCUACAGGCACGAAAAUUUCGAGGAAGCAGCGCGUCUUGCGAAGGGCGACGAGAUUCUGCUGCAGGCACGCUUCGGCAGAUCCUUUGACGCCGAGCGACGUCGCAUCUACGAGGAGAAGGCGCUCGAAGGCGCCACCACUAUGCAUCUGCAUGCGGAGAGCGACGACGAGGAGGUAAAUGAGGAGUUCUCCACAUCCCUGAUCACGCCACCACGUCCCUCGAGCUACAAUUUGAACUCACUGAAGUAUGUGGAGGCCUGUGGCCUGUUGAACAGGCGUGAUGAAUAUGUCUACGGCGGCCUGGACAUGGGCGAAUCGUGCGCCGUCCACCUCACUUUGGGCUAUCGGAGCACCCGGCUGCCCAGCGGUCAAGUGAGCGGCUUCGAGAUCUGCCUAGUUGUAUACGAUCGGGGUCUGACCAGCCUCAAGCGAUCCACCUUAAAUGAGCCCAAAUCCGCCAUUUGCUAUCCACGACGGCCCAAUGCCCGCUAUAACCCAAGCACCGAUGAUGAGGGCGAUGCCGAGGAGGAUUUACCGCCGGCAACAUCGAGGCGCGGCGUCCGUCGUACUUUGUUUACAGAGGAGAACACUCAGGAAGGGGAGGAUGACGAUGGUGAUCCCGAUCCCGAUCCCACUCCCAUUCCCGAGGUGGAGCAGGAGCAGCCAGCACCGCAGCAGGCUGAGGCAGCUCGCGAGGCAGUCAACACCCCCGUAGACUUACCCACACCCUCGGAGACCGCAAAUUGCAGUAGCUACACACCAAGGAAACGCCUACAGACCACCAAUGGCAACGAAGUGCCGCCCAAGCGCACACCGGGACCGCAGCGGAUGCGUUUCUAGGCCGGACAGAUCAUAAACUAUAGUCCCUAGUUACUUUUCCAAAUCUACGUAGCACAAUUCUUUUUUUGGACUUCAGAGGAUA
Messenger RNA from Drosophila erecta, 1221 nucleotides. RefSeq names its product cell cycle negative regulator roughex. The record is from RefSeq and is a predicted model, not a curated record. The transcript has 2 exons. Lineage: Eukaryota; Metazoa; Arthropoda; Insecta; Diptera; Drosophilidae. Bases 120 to 1139 code for a protein of 339 amino acids.